Molecule: messenger RNA, 5092 nt
Organism: Exophiala dermatitidis NIH/UT8656
Lineage: Eukaryota; Fungi; Ascomycota; Eurotiomycetes; Chaetothyriales; Herpotrichiellaceae
Exons: 1
Coding region: 3620-4156 (178 amino acids)
Source: RefSeq, a predicted model, not a curated record
CACAAAUUAUAGGAAACGCUAUCACAAGGGUCCAGAAUGCCACGGCUCCGAGUUUCUUCAGUGCUUGACUUCCAAGGAGGGCUGGUGGGCUCUGAGCAAAAACACGCAGCAUCUAAUGCCGCUUGUGAUUGCUCCGGCGAGGCUGUAGGGUUGUUGCUGAUGUCCGUCUCCAACUCUGCUGGAGCUGACGAACUCGAAAUACUGCCCGGCACUUCCACGCUGUUCCUUGAUGCUUCUGGAUCAAGGGCCGAAUCCUCCUCGAUGGUGCGGCCGGGAGAGUCACUCGAGGAUACCGCAUAAGCUGUCUGACCAGAUUCCGUCGUGUCAACCCCAUCAUUAUUCUCCUCGGCCAGCGUUGCAGUAGGAUUCAUCUGCGCGGAAUGUCUAAGGGGCUGGAACCGGACAGGUUGAUUCUGCCAUGUUGAUCUUUGCUAUCAGCAGUUGUGGAAGCAAUCAGUUCUGGCGAUGUUCUACUAAGGCGAGCGAAGAUUCUUCUUCGUGGUAGAGAUGUUCAUAGAUUGGUUCAUUGGCUGAGUAAAAUGCGCACGCAUAACCGCUCGACAAUCAGGCCGUAAGGCAGCCAUGUUGGUGAGUGACAAAUUCGAGUCUUUGCAGGCUGCUUCUUCAGCCGAAGCGCUUGGGGCCUGUGGUGAUGGUGUACAUGGUUCGAACUGCGAUCGGCGAGCAUACUACGGAUAGGUGCGGGUUUGGUUGACUGAUUGAACGGCCCCAACACUGGACAGUGACCUUCAAUUUUGACGCUGUCUUACAGUUCCAUACAUCGGACGCAAUCCGACAUGGCGACCGCCAGCCCAAAAUGAGUUGCACAACACAACACACUCUAGGCCGGGGGCUAUCCACGAUUCCAACUCGCGAAGCCUCGCGGCACGAUUCCCGCAGAAUGUUCUCCGAACCUGGUCGUUCUGAUCAUGACUAUGUCCUCCAGCUUCGCUCCCUCGCCCUCGCUCGGCAUAAACGGGGCCAUGUAUUUUUCCGCAUACGAUGCUGGCAUGCCCGCCAACCGACCAUCCUCAAUCGCCUUCCUGACCCAGACAACAUACUCGCGCUCGAUCUUGCCUACCGCUAUACGCUGGACGUCCACGUACGUCAUUGCCGUCACCUGCAGGCUAUUGCCGCCUUGCGUCCAAUCUGAUGACUGGCCCGAAUCGGCCACGAGACGUGUGACAGGAAGCUCCAUCUUUUCAUAUAGCCAUGGGACCCCUUCGCUUUCAUCGAGCGCCAUUUCGUCCCGGCGGCUGAGGAAGCACAGACUACCGUAGACGACAUCGCCAGGAGACCGGACAAUGUUAGCAUACCCGGUCUCAUUGAUGAUCCACUUCCAGUCCUUCAGGUCUGCCAGGCCGAUGUACAAUGAGUCUGGGCACCGUUGCUUUAUGGUUCGCGGCGACAGGUUGGAGCCAUAUCCGAAAUACACGCAGGAGAAGUCGGUCAUUCGACCGGACGGCGGUGGUCCAGCUGUUCCUACGUGUUGAGCCUGUGCAGGGCCUUCAUCUUGAACUGAUGGGGCUGUACGGGCAGCCUCUGGGUCGACGAUACCCGAUCGGUUGGUGGGUGUAUGCAUCAUCGUCUCGAAACCCGUGAGAGUAUGGAAACAAAAGAUCAGGCAAGUUACGUGAACCGCAGGACGACAGAGAAGAAAUUGGAAUAUCUUUUGGCCUUUUACGAUUGUACCUGCCGGUCAACCUUGCAAUAUAUGGGUUCCGGGGGCAGCAUGAACAUCACUCACAGCUUGCAUAAGGCCGACGGUACAAUUGUAAGGCUGCAGCACCCGUGGAGCCGGCGGUUCAGGAGCAGAGGAUGGCCUCUCCCCUUCUAAUAACACAAUGUUGACUUCGAAGCCAGUACACGAUGGCGCGGCCACUGAUGGAUUGACGUGUCUACGGGGCGGAUUGCUUGCCCAAGGGAGAGGACUUGCUUCCAACUACCACGUCAUGGCUAAGGCAUGUGGAUACUGCUCUGAACUCUAGACUCGACACAGGCAAUCAAAUAAAUCGCGGCAACAGGAACAAAUUUCAGACGAAAGACGGCACUUGAGAGCUUCCCCAUUGCUCCCGCCCUGCGCUCAGUCAGUGGGUGAAGGACAGCAGCGGCAGAAAAGUCUUCCAGUCGACCACCAAGGCCUAAGGCGCGCAUGGCCCAUAUUGUGGAAGAUGGCUUUGAGACACUCGAUUUCACCUUUGUCGAUCAAGCACCAUUGUAGUGCGCGUAUAUUGCGGCAAUCAUUGUGCGGGGGUUGACAGGUCGUGCAUCUACACUUUUUGACUCGGCCGGAGGGAAGCCUACCUACUACCUAGGCACCUAUAGAGGUGCCGCCAAACGGCCAGAGGACUACUAGUACGCAGCGAACUCGCAAUCAGGGGUACAUGCCCACUUGAUCAGUUCUGAGCGACUAGCAAGCAUGUGCCUGAACCGAAUGAGCGACAUGGAAAAGCGUCCCAGUGGCUGAUACCCUUCUUUGGACGUCCAGUUUAACAGAAUAUACUGCCGGUGUUCAAAGAAAGGUGUCAGCCACUGUGCUGGUAUGUGAACUUUUUGUCCCAUUUUGGCCAUCCUAGAGAGCACAUCACACAGAAACUAAUAUUCCCAUGGACAACGAAUGAAGCUUCCAACAACACUUCACGGUCAUGGACACUCACGCUCCGCCACGACUCAAAUGACCAUUGAUAUUCUGAUGUGCUUUUCCCCUGCCAGCCACACAUCCAGACAAUCUAUCUUGGCCUGACAGUCCACCUCCCGAUCAAUUUCGCUGACUGACACUGUUCCUCUUCUUCUUCUUGUUCUUCUUUCCGGACCCCAGACUCUUGGCUUCUACCGCUGUUUGUGGUGCAGAGGGCUCAAUGGCCUUCUCAUUCGACGGGAUGCUCACCGCUUCCACAGUCGAAGGACCGUCCACUUCCUCGACGGCGGAAUCAGACAUGAGGGUUGCGGUGGACUCGUCCGGUCCUGUUCCGGUACCCUCUGCUGAUGGAGAAUGAUCCAUUUGGACCUCCUCUGGCACAGCCUUGUAAAUAGGAUGCUCCACUAUUGGAGAAGCGCCAGCUGGACUCGGGCUUCCACCAUUGCGGGCAGAAGCGUCUUCACGGUAAGCGGGCUCAUGUUUGGUUUUCUUUGAAAUCCGUUUCCCUCUCUCAACUGGUUCGGGAAUGGGUUGUCGACGCUCCGCCUCUUCUGAGUCGUAGAAGCGUUCGUCGAUCGCAGCCUGUCCAGUUGGCGGUGUGGGCGUAUCAUACUCGGCCGCAACCACGUCGGUCGGGGGCGCGUCUUCCGCGAAGACUCCCGCUCGUCCAUUUAUCUGCGGCACAAGUGCAUCACCAGGCUCGUGAUGCUUUUCCUUCUUCUCAUCUUUAGGAAUUCCGUUGGGCAGACCCAUAUCCUGUGCUUUCUUUGCUUCCUUUAGCUUUGGCUCUUGAUAUUUCUCCUCCUCCUCGUUCUCCCAUGUCGGAUAGCACUCUUCUCGAGCAUACGGACAUCCAUCAGCGAGCGUGCCGUUUUGCUGAUCGACGCCCUGAUGAUCAUGGAAUCGGCACACGCCAGCCAAAUAACUCUGGCGUUUCCACUCUGAGAGCGUGGCCUCGAGAUAGUCGACGCCCAGCUGGGAAUGUUUGACCAUGGUCUGACGCCACUCCUCUCGGAUUGCGCCCUGCUCCUCGACGCUGGACCGAAACCGACCAAGGGCGGCGCGCACGACUUCACGCAGCGGGCUACCGGGCGGCGAGGCUUCGUAAACGUCGUCCACCGUCGGGGCUCGGAGAGCCCAUUCCCCGUUAGCAAGAUUGGUCCGAAUCAGAUCUGUAGCCUGGUUAUUGAGGGCAGGGAUCUGAUAUUUCCAAGCCAAAAUGCCCAACUGGACAACGUCGUCGAAAGACGCACCCUGAUCGAUCUCUGGCUGCGGCGAGAAAGUCCAUAUGAAGAAGUCCUCCAUUGUGUGCACAGAGGUGUCAUGGACGGGGUACAAGAGAUACGGUCCAUCUGCGUGUUCCUCGGGCUUGUCAAGAAACUCACGGAACUUUCGGGACCGGUGGCGGAGAAAUUGGCUUGGAAUGAGGAAAUGCUCGCUCUCUUCUUUCGCGUCUUCUCGAUCCACCACCAGUUUGAUCGGCGUACUUUGACACCAUCUGUCGAAUUGUUAGUGUGACGGUUGAAAUUCAGCCAACACCAAGACUGAUUGGCCGGAAUCAAAGCAAUUUAAGGCAGACAAACCGAGGGUGCACUCACUCCAGGUAAAGCCGUCGGUGCUUUAGCUCCAUGAUUUGUUCACCUCCUGGGCCUACCCUCCGCUUGAUGCGAGUUUCAACACCACUAUACGCAACACACUGACUCACUCAGAGUGGUGCUUUUAGAAAGAAGGAAAGGAGGAGAAUCGAAAAAUAGCAGACAUGUUGUAAGAAAGAGGGAGCGCUCAAGACAGAAAACAUCGAGCAGCCCUUCCUUCCAGCAUCUGCCCAAUCCGCAGAGCCGCAUUGAUCGAUUGAUCCAGUGAUUCAUCUGUUCAUGGGCAGAAACACACCAGAGGAUCAAGCCUGCAGACAGACAUCCUCAUGAUCCCCUGUCGCUGUGCCGUCCCAAAGCGUGGCGAUCUUUCAGUGGUCGCACCGCAGUGAGGCUGGACUGGCGAGCCGAGUCUAUUCGCCUCGCCUGGCUCAGCUUCGCUCAGAGAAGGGGGUUGCCUUCUCGCUUGGAUCAGCUGUUGACUUCCAAUAGCAUGGGCGAGCCAUGUGAUGCUCCUAUUUCUUUGGGCACGAUUUUGGUAGACACAUAUCGCGUCUUUGCGCUGUCCAUGCAUCACAUGGCCUGCAGGGAUUGAAAGGCGAGGGGAUGGAGUGACCAGAUGUUGCUUCUUCAAUUUAUACACUAGUUGACGGAAUCUCCCAGCCAUGAGGCGUGUCAGGCUCCUUGGUUUGGCCAGGGCUGAGUUGGGCCCGGCGUGCUUCUCUGGCUGGGCAGCAGAACCCUUGAAUGUGUCGAAUGAGGAUGGAUUAUAUACCCGUCAUCAUCAUCAUCAUCAUCAUCAUCAUCAGCUGUGUAUCUAACCAUAUAGCAUCCCUGUCUCACUCAUCAAUCAGUUCUGGAA